Messenger RNA from Aspergillus affinis, 1635 nucleotides. Its product is annotated as cytochrome P450. The transcript is spliced from 8 exons. Gene Ontology annotation, molecular function: heme binding; oxidoreductase activity, acting on paired donors, with incorporation or reduction of molecular oxygen; iron ion binding. Bases 1 to 1635 code for a protein of 544 amino acids. NCBI's taxonomy places the organism in Eukaryota, Fungi, Ascomycota, Eurotiomycetes, Eurotiales, Aspergillaceae. The record is from RefSeq and is a predicted model, not a curated record.
AUGAUGUCGGAUUCAAUCAGCAACAGUGAGGUUUUCUUCACUGCUAUGUCUUCUGUGAAACAGCUCCACUGCCGGACAUUCGCGCUCGUGGAAGCGAUCUCCGCCACACUACUGUGGACUCUGACCAUUGGGAUAUGUCUUAUCGGUUGGGCCCUUUUUGGUCGCCCGCUACAGGAUAGCUGUGGCAAUAGGAUUCCCAAGGGCCCAUUAGGCCUGCCUAUCCUGGGAUCGUUUCCCUUCUUGACCAGGUAUCCAGAGCUUACUCUUGAUUACUGGGCCAAGAAGUUUGGAAAUUUGUAUUCAUUCUGGUUGGGUAAUCGGCUGUUCGUAAUUGUGUCGGACCCUCAUAUUGUCAAAGAUUUGAUGGUCACCAAUGGCAGUGUCUUUUCAUCUCGGCCAGAUAUGUUUGUCAAAUGUCAAACUGUCUUCGCAGGCCGAGGCAUUGCCACUACUCCGUACAAUGAUCGAUGGCGUAAGCAUCGUCGGAUUGCACUAUCAUGGCUGAGCCAAAAGGCUGUCGACUCUCACACAGAGACGGUCGAUCGCGAAUCUAUGUCCUUGAUAAAAGCAAUGUUUGAUGGAAGUCAGCAAGGAAAGGUUCCUGUUCGCCCUCAUUCUCAGAUCGGUCGUUGUCUGUUUAACGUCAUGGCCACGAUCACCUUCGGAUUUCGGAUUGAUAGUAUUGAACAUCCUCUUAUCAUGCAAGCAUUAAAGCUGAAUCGCGAGUUCAUGAAUUGCACUGGUUCUGUUUCGAAUCUAGUUGACUUUGUUCCCCUGCUGCAGUAUUUCCCCACACCGAUGCACGAACGUGGCAAAAGGAUUCAUCGAGGACUAGUCAAUAUAUACGGAGGACUUUUCAAGAACGUCGAGAAACAACUUGAAGAAGGAAAGCCGGUUCCAGAUUGUCUUGGGAAGACUAUGGUCGAAAUCCAAGACAAAGAGCAGCUGGAUGACUUGGACAUGACGAUGCUUGCCUCAGCCUUCAUGCUCGCUGGUGUCGAAAAUCCAGGUGCACUCUUGCAAUGGUUUUCCGCGUUGAUCCCCACUUUCCCCGAAGUGCAGAAGAAGGCGCAGGCAGAGCUCGACCGGGUGGUGGGACGGGAUCGCUUGCCCACGAUUGACGACGAGAAAAGCCUGCCAUACUGUCGUGCCAUCAUCAAAGAAGUCGAGAGAGUCCACAAUCCAUUCUGGUUGGGAACGCCUCAUGCAACCAGCGAGGAUUUUGUCUGUCGGGGUCAAUUCAUUCCCAAGGAUACAGUGGUUAUUAUCAACACUUGGACCAUGCAUCACGAUCCUGUGAGGUAUCCCAUACCCGACCUGUUCAAUCCUGACCGGUAUAUCCACGAUUCCUUGAAGUCAGCAGAGAGCGCUCAUUUGGCUGACCCUGAGAAACGUGAUCACUGGAUGUUUGGUGCCGGACGUCGGAUGUGCCCCGGUGUAAAUUUAGCGGAAAGGGUGAUCUGGCUGUCCAUCUCUCGUCUACUCUGGGCUUUCGAUAUGGUCGAGAUUCCAGAUGAACCCAUCGAUCGGAAGGACUACGAUGGCAAGUCAGCUCGAUCGCCGGUGCCAUUCCGCAUCAAGCUGACACCGCGCCAUGCCAACGUAGCUAGAGUGCUGGAGGGUAUCGCGAUUUAG